Molecule: messenger RNA, 691 nt
Organism: Drosophila nasuta
Lineage: Eukaryota; Metazoa; Arthropoda; Insecta; Diptera; Drosophilidae
Gene: msd1
Product: mitotic spindle density 1
Exons: 2
Coding region: 67-528 (153 amino acids)
Source: RefSeq, a predicted model, not a curated record
CAAUUGCAGUUCUCUCAUAUCCAGCGAUAACGAUAGCUUUGACAGCUGACAUAAACAACUUUCAAAAUGUCGGAAGCAAUUGACGAAAUGUUGGCGGGUCUCGCUGCGAUACGCCAGACUAUGCAAUGGCAAGUCGCCAAGAUCAGCGAGAUCAUGGAGAAGUCCAAUAAGACGCUGCUGCAUCUUGAAACACAAAACAAUCUGCAGACGACAAUUUCGUCACCGCCGCCGACAACGACAGAUGAGGGCAAGAAUGUUUACAACUUUAAGCCAGACUGCGAGCAAUCAAUUGUGAAGAUAUUGGAACAAUUUCAACAGCUAAUGCAACAAACUGUGGGCGGGGAUCACAAUCAAGUUGGAGGCGGCACUCUGGAUGAUUGUUUGGUCUACCGUCAGCGUGCCGAAUAUUUAGGAAGCAGCGUGCGCAAGUUGGUUGCAUUCUGUGACUCCAUUAACCAGAUGAAAUUGAACUUGCAGGAGCAAGAGGAACUGGCCGAAUCGGAUAAAGAAAACGAUGAGGAGUUUUAAUUUAAGUCACGGUUAUUCAAUUGUUGCAAGGAAAACUUGAGCGUGUUCGAUACAUGGAAAUUAAUGUCUAUAUAUGCAAUGAAUCGAUGUACAACUAGUUUUGAAGCCGACCGUGGGAGAAGAUACAAAAAUAGUUUAAUAUAUUCCAUUAAUAUUUUAUUAA